Molecule: messenger RNA, 1716 nt
Organism: Hordeum vulgare subsp. vulgare (domesticated barley)
Lineage: Eukaryota; Viridiplantae; Streptophyta; Magnoliopsida; Poales; Poaceae
Product: E3 ubiquitin ligase PARAQUAT TOLERANCE 3-like
Exons: 1
Coding region: 91-1488 (465 amino acids)
Biological process (GO): protein ubiquitination; ubiquitin-dependent protein catabolic process; mRNA processing
Cellular component (GO): nucleus
Molecular function (GO): ubiquitin protein ligase activity; zinc ion binding
Source: RefSeq, a predicted model, not a curated record
CCCAGCACAACCAUCCUAGCUAGACUCAUCUCCGGCGAGCGACUCACGAGGGCGUCCAUCUCGACCUUCGUGCUCAACUUCGAGGAAAGGAUGGCAGUGCACUACAAGUACAGCAGCGCCCGUGGCACGUUCUCCCUGCCCCUUGCCGCGCCUUCCAUCUCCGUCGGCGACCUGAGGCGCCUUAUCAUGGAGACAGGCCGCUCUGGUCAUGGCCGGACACGCGGCCGGGGUCCCAGGGAGACCAUAACGAUCUCCAACGGGCAGACCCUUGAGGAGUACGCGGACGACAACGCAUUGGUCCUGCGUAACUCGACGGUGGUGGUGGCGCGCCGAGUGGCUGGGCCUCCGGCCGAUACCAUCGUGGCUAGGCCAUACGACGAACCCCCUCUAUGCCCGAGAUCGAGGCAAGUCGGCGGUGAUCCAUCCUCGUACUCGGCCAUGAGGUCGGCCGGAACAGAGGAGGACGAGGCUAAGGCUAUCAGCGCGGUGAUCGACGGCGCGGAACCAAAGUGGGAGGGCUCCUAUGAUCACCGUGGAGCAGCGCACAACGGGCGGGCGCCGCCGGCCGGGUACGUGUGCCACAGGUGCCGCGUCCCGGGCCACUUCAUCCAACACUGCCCCACAAACGGCGACUCGAGAUUCGACUUUGGAGGGACUCCCGUGGUUGCCCCUCGGCCGGUCGACGAGAGCAACGACGACGGCUUCCCGGCGGAUCUCCACUGCAAGAUUUGCAAGGAGGUGAUGGCCGACGCGGUGGUGGCGAGCAAGUGCUGCUUCGGCAGCUUCUGCGGCCGGUGCAUCAGAGCGCACAUCGUCGCCAACUCCAAGUGCGCUUGCGGGGCCAAGGCGAGCGCGGACGAUCUGGUCCCCAACCUCACGGUGCGCACCACCAUCUCCAACAUUCUCGCCGCCAGGGCCAGCAGCUCUUCAGGUGGAGCAGAGAAGCAGAGGAGCUCCGUCUCAAGCAACGAGGUCGCGGCGUCCACGCAUCAGACUCAAAGUCCGGCAGCAUCGCAGGGGAGCAGCAGCAUGAGCAGCCACGCGUCUUCCAAGAAGGGCGCCACCUUGGAGUCGGAGCACAGCGAGUACGCAAGCAAAUCGACGUCGGCUCCAGCGGCGCACGAGCCAAGGAAGAAGCAGGAGACAACGGACACAGCGGCCAGCCAUGUCGAUCAUCAACACGGCUUCAGCGUUCCCUUCGCCCCGGCGUGCUACGAUCCUUUUUUUGGUGGGAUGCCGUGGUCGGCUGAUCCUUCCAUGUACUACGGCCACGCCGGCAUGCCCUACGCUUACGGUGGCGGUUAUCCGAUGGGGUCGCACCAUGUCAACGCCAUGGGAGGCAACAUGACAGUGCCACCACCUACGCGGAAUGACGGCGGGCCGUAUGGCUACCCCGGCAGGAAGAGGACGAGCACAGAUUAUGAGGAUCAGAGCUUCAAGAGAAGGUGCGGUGGAGGCAGAUCACAGGCCGCGUUAGUUUUGACGUAGUACAAGCUAGCUGCCGCCCAACUGCCCAAUGCAGAGAUUCUGAUAGGUUUUGUUGACUUUUCUAGUGAUUCAAAUGCCUUGUAAUGUAUAACCGGUAGUACUGGUUUAUGAUUUAAAGAGCUGCAGGCCCUCGUGUCCUUUGUUUUUCUAUGUAAUUUGAUUUUAGUGAUCAUCAUGAGGUGCACCGAACUUAGGUGUAGCCACUACCUUUUCAAUAAAAACAAAUGU